Molecule: messenger RNA, 599 nt
Organism: Prorocentrum cordatum
Lineage: Eukaryota; Dinophyceae; Prorocentrales; Prorocentraceae
Source: the annotation of a GenBank genome assembly
GCCUCGAGCGGUGGCCGGGCCCAGGGGCUGCACCUGGGCCUCACGGAGCCGCGGCUGAUCGGGGUGCCGGGCAGCUGGAACGAGCAGCGCAUGGACCUCUACACCACUUCUCGGAGGGCUGGUACCAGAAGGCGUUCUUCCCGAAUUCCUCCUGGCGGGAUCGCCAGGUCUUCGUCUACUUUGGCAGCGUGUGCCAGAACGCGGAGGUCUGGCUGAAUGGCACUCGGCUGGGAGCUCACACCGGGCCGCACCUGCCCUUCGAGUUCGAGGUCACGGAUUGCCUGAGGUUCGGCGAGGAGAACGUGCUCGUGGUGCUCGCGGACGGCUCGCUGGACGUGGAGGCCCUGCCCCCCGCGUCGCAGUCCGAGGAGGACACCCGCGCCGGAUGGGGCAACGCGUUCCCUGACGUCGCGUACGACUUCUUCCCGUUCUCGGGCAUCCACCGCCCCGUGGUCUUGUAUUCCGGCCCCCGCAUCCUGGACCUGCACGUGACCACCGCGCAGCGCCCGGCCACCCAGAUCGGGGUCCCGAGGAGGCGGACGUCGCCGUGCGCGUGGAGCUCAGCGCGCCCGCGGCGGGCUCCCUGCGCCUCGAGGUGA